Molecule: messenger RNA, 474 nt
Organism: Eruca vesicaria subsp. sativa (arugula)
Lineage: Eukaryota; Viridiplantae; Streptophyta; Magnoliopsida; Brassicales; Brassicaceae
Source: the annotation of a GenBank genome assembly
AUGGAUUCUGCAUCGUCCAAAACCAAAGCUUUAGCCCUUCCUCUUCACAUCUUAGGCUUCGAGCUCGAUGAAUUAUCUACAACACGUGUCACAGGUCAUCUCCCCGUUUCUCAAAUGUGCUGUCAGCCUUUCAAGGUGUUACACGGUGGUGUAUCUGCUUUGAUCGCAGAGUCAUUAGCAAGUAUAGGAGCUUACAUGGCUACUGAUCUCAAAAGGAUCGCUGGAAUUCAACUCUCGAUCAACCAUUUAAAGAGUGCUGAUCUUGGAGACACUGUAUUCGCUGAAGCAUCUCCUGUAAGCUCAGGCAAAACAGUUCAGGUUUGGGAAGUCAAUCUUUGGAAGUCAAGCAAAAAUUCGGAUCAUAACAACAAAACCUUAAUAUCUUCCUCUAGAGUCACACUCCUCUGUAAUCUUCCUACCCCUGGUCACGCUAAAAAUGCAUCGGACCCACUCAAAAUAAUAUCCAAACUCUAG